AUGUCUUACAUCUACCAGAGAAGACACGUCCCCACUGCCGCAUUUAACACAGCACACAGCGAUCCAGAAACCGUCGGCUCUCCCUUGUCAUACUCUGAUUGUGACACCGAGGACCAGUAUUACUGCUCCGACAACCAGCAACAGCAACAGCAACAGCAACAGCAGCAGCAGCAGCAGCAGCAGCAGCACGCCUCGUCCCCUUCGUCGAGAAUCGAGUCUCUCCUAGCGUCGAUGUCGAACCAUAUCCACAACAAGAAGGAACUGGUCAACCUGAUCAUCCUGAUCAUCUACGAGAAUUUCGAGAUGAAGUUCAACCUUGGGCUACAGGACACCGAAGUCAGCGGCUUCUGCCACCUGAUCAACCUCCUGGUUCUCAAGUGCGGCCUCUCUCUCUCCAGUCUCACCAAGAACCUGCUCAUUCUCGAGAAAAUCCUCCUACACCAUUCAAGCAUGUACAGCUCGCCAAAGAUCCCCUUCAACCUCUUGAAACGCAUGGUGCUUACAUCCUUCAUCAUCGGCACCUCUAACGUUGACAGCAACCACCAGGUGGUGGUCAACUUCGACAAGUGGUGUCUCCUCACCGGUCUCCCUUCUGACCUCCUCAAGCACGACGUCUGCAGUUUCCCAGACUCUGUCAGCAUCGGCUCGCAGAUCUCAGACGGCGAGGUCGCCAGCCGCAACGCCAUGUUGCAGCUCCAAGUGCAGAAAUAUGUCAAGGUGGUUUGA
Messenger RNA from Pichia membranifaciens NRRL Y-2026, 726 nucleotides. RefSeq lists its product as hypothetical. Bases 1 to 726 code for a protein of 241 amino acids. The transcript has a single exon. NCBI's taxonomy places the organism in Eukaryota, Fungi, Ascomycota, Pichiomycetes, Pichiales, Pichiaceae. The record is from RefSeq and is a predicted model, not a curated record.